This is a messenger RNA of Mesorhabditis spiculigera, 2040 nucleotides long. The record is from the annotation of a GenBank genome assembly. NCBI's taxonomy places the organism in Eukaryota, Metazoa, Nematoda, Chromadorea, Rhabditida, Rhabditidae.
AUGGACGCGAUCUCGUUGCUGGCCGGGCCGGGCCCUGCCAAACAGGGAUUGACGCAGGACGAAUUCGAUCAACGAUACAACUACCUUCCUCCCCCACUUCAUCAAUGUCCGGAAUCCAGUCAGGCUGGCCAGUGGAUUGGUGAUGCAUUUCGAGAAAAGACAAAAUGGGACCGAACGCGGAUUUUCGACGUCUUUCCAUCACUACAGUGGAUCUCCCGAUACAAUCCAAAAGCUGAACUUCCACGUGACAUUCUUGGCUCACUCUUGAUAGCAGCUCUCCUAAUCCCACAAGGACUUGUUAGCGGCCAUCUAGCCAUUGACGACCCGAUUCGAGGUCUAUAUUCUGUAUUCUUCCCUCAAUUACUGUACCUACUGCUUGGAUCAUCGAGGCAUUCGUCGAUCGGUGGUGCUUCAUUUGUCUCGCUAUUUGUCGCCUCCUCAAUUCAACAUUCUGGUUCCGACCUUGCGACGAUCACUCUAUUAUGUGCAUUCUUUCAUUGUGUUCGGUGGGCCUGGAGCUGCGUGACAUCGGCCUCCCCCUGGACGCUACUACUUGGUGGAUCCGUGCUCACACUUUCUGCCCUCUUCCACCAUGUCAUUAAUCCGUCUGCCCUUGAGCGUCUACACUUUACGAUUCCGCACGAAAUGUUACUGAUCCUAGCCAGUAUCCUCCUCUCCUACACAUGUGAUUUGGGCGCACAUGGAAUCAAAGUUCUACAUAAAACAUCCAUGGUUCCCCCUGCAAUAGAAGCUCCCCGAUUAGCCACAUUUUUCGAGCGCUCUGUAUUGGAUAGUUUCUCCUUAGCGUUAUUCCUCUUGGCCUCUCAUCUAAAGACUAGUCGUGAGGUAGCAAUGGAAAAGAUGCAAAAAGUGGACCGGAAGCAGGAAGCCGCGGCUUUUUCGCUAGUCGAACUUCCGCUCGCGUUUUUGAAUCUCCCACCAGUAGCUUCAUCAAUCGGUCACUCUCAACUCAACGUGGAAACAGCCAGGUUUUCAUUGCUUGCCAAUGCCCUUUGUUGCGGGUGGUUGCUGGCAUUUGUGGUAUUCUGCUUGCCGAUUCUUCACUACUUGCCUACGGUAGUCUUAAGUGGUGUGCUGCUACUAUGCUUUUCCAAUGUUCCUGUUGAGCUAGUCCAUCUACGCCAGCUUUAUCGGGUCUCGAAAAGAGAUUGCGUUGCAUACCUUCUAUCAGCCGUCACCCUACUCGUCAUCCCCAAUAUUUGUUUCGGGUUCCUGUGCGCUAUGGCCCUCAAUCUAUUCCUUGUGGCACAUCGUAGUCUCUGGCCGCACACUUGGGCGAUAAUUCGUCUUGAUUCUGAUGGGCGUUUCGCAGAAGAAAGCCGAUACGAGGGUGAUCCCUGUGACGCUCCGGCCAGGGUGCUGCGUUUCAAUGCCCCAUUGCUCUUCGGCAACGUUGAUAAAUUCCAUGAAAGUGUGCGUCGGGAGGUGAAGCUGAUAAAAGGGCAAGUCCCUCUUGGGAUCGGCACCAGAACCGGAAGUCUAAGAAGUCAGAUUGGUGCCCUUGGAGAUGUUCUACCCCACAAAGGAGUUGAGGUGCGGCUCUCUGCACCGUUAGAGGCCCGUUUAUCGCUCGUGCAGAGCAAAACAAAUUUGACGAACUUUGUGAUUAACGAUCCUCAGAACCAAAUCAUCGGCGGCGACCAGCCAUUAAUUCGUUGCCUCAUCAUCGACUUUAACACAAUACCAGCUGUCGAUUCUCAUGGGAUGCAUGCCUUGAAUCAGGUGUACUUUGAACUCCAUGAACAGCAGGUCAGACUGUUGCUUGCUGCUGUUAACGCGAAAGUACGCGAUUCGAUGCACGCAGCUGGGAUUUUCUCACUUUUACCAAAAAAUUCUUUGUAUCCUACGCUGAACGAUGCUCUAUUGGCUUCGAGGGCUAUGGUGAUGCCAAUUCAUACCAGUGUCUCAAUGAACGGCUGUCGAGAUGUGAUUGCUGUCUCAGCUUGCGGAUCUCAUUUCGAUGUAGCAACGAUCUGCACGAAUCGAGAUAAUGACUCGAAGGGAGAGCCAGCGCAAAUA